Messenger RNA from Panicum hallii, 551 nucleotides. RefSeq lists its product as uncharacterized. The record is from RefSeq and is a predicted model, not a curated record. Lineage: Eukaryota; Viridiplantae; Streptophyta; Magnoliopsida; Poales; Poaceae. The transcript has 2 exons. Bases 79 to 537 code for a protein of 152 amino acids. Gene Ontology annotation, biological process: cell fate determination.
GAAACUGAAAGGAGAAGUAGCAAGCCAUCCGUCAGGGUAGCGUUGAGCUCUGGUCGAGAGAGAGAGGAGAGGGAGACCAUGGGGCGCUUCCAGAGCGUUGCUGCUGUGGUGGUCGUCAGCCUUCUCCUCCUGUUCCUAGCCACUGAUGCUGCAGGUUUGGGCGGCUCGUCUCCCUCCCCGGCGAGGCAGCUGCAGAAGCGUCAGCCACCGGAUCUGCCCCACUUCUGCGAAGGCGACGUGGAGUUCAUUCAGGACGACGAGGGUCCUGUGCCUGGAGAUCAGUUCGGCCUCCGGACCUUCCGCGUGGAGAUCAUCAACAAGUCGGCCCCCGGCCGCGUGCUGUCCAACGUCCGCGUCUCCUGCGCCGGGUUCCACGGCAUCGGCCUGAUCGUCUUGCCCCCCGGCGACUUCAGGCGCAUCAGCGAGAGAGAAUGCCUCGUGAACGACGGGGGCCAGGUGACCCCGGCCCAGUCCGUCGUGUUCCUGUACGAAAGCCACUCCCGGUACCCAUUCGAGGUCACCUCGGCCGCCUGCUAAGCCCUCCCCCAUCA